AAGAUUAACGUACUCUUGAGGUUGGGUUAUAUUUACAAUGCUUAUUGAAAAUGUUUAAAAACAUCUUAUAACAAACAAUUCAAAUGUCACGGGAUUAUGAUCAUUUAUUCAAACUUCUUAUCAUCGGGGAUAGCGGGGUUGGAAAAAGUAGCCUACUUUUAAGGUUUGCUGAUAAUACCUUUUCUGGGAGUUAUAUCACAACUAUAGGAGUCGAUUUUAAAAUUCGAACUGUAAAUAUAGACGGAGAAAGAAUUAAGCUUCAAAUAUGGGAUACUGCUGGUCAAGAACGCUUUAGAACAAUUACCUCAACUUAUUAUAGAGGUACACAUGGAGUUAUCAUUGUAUAUGAUGUAACAAAUAUGGAUUCAUUUAUCAAUGUUAAGCGCUGGUUGCAUGAAAUAGACCAAAACUGUGAUGAUGUUAAUAGAAUAUUAGUUGGUAAUAAAAUUGAUGAUCCUAAUAAAAGGGUAGUAUCUUAUAAAGAAGCUAAAAUAUUUGCAGAUCAAAUGAAGAUUAGGCUUUUUGAAACAAGUGCAAAAUCAAAUACAAACGUUGAAGAGAUGUUCGACGCGAUAACUCAUAUGGCAUUAAAAACCAAAAAAGAACAAAUAGCCCGAAAUCAACAAAACCAAUCAAAUAAUAAAAAUAAACAAUCUUCAUCUUCCCGCCACGACUCAAAUGCUGCCAACAAUAAGAUUAAAAUUGGUGCUUCCUCGCUUAUCAAUAACAUUAAUAGAAACAAAAAUAGUAAAUGUUGUUAAAGGAAUGAACUAAUAAUAAAAAUAGAAUAAACCUUAAUAAUAUAUAGAGCAAUGAAAAAAUAAUAAUCAUUAACU
Gordionus sp. m RMFG-2023 is the source of this 836-nucleotide messenger RNA. RefSeq names its product ras-related protein Rab-35-like. Lineage: Eukaryota; Metazoa; Nematomorpha; Gordioida; Chordodea; Parachordodidae. The record is from RefSeq and is a predicted model, not a curated record. Gene Ontology annotation, biological process: endocytic recycling. The coding region runs from base 84 to 761 and encodes 225 amino acids. Gene Ontology annotation, cellular component: endosome membrane; plasma membrane. The transcript has 6 exons. Gene Ontology annotation, molecular function: GTPase activity; GTP binding.